AUGGAGAGCCUUCUGGCGUCCUAUCGGGAAGGUUGCUCCCGAAGCAACGUGGCCCCGGUGCAGUCGCUGAUACGAGAGCUGCAGGCAGUGAUCGACGCCGGCACUGUCCUCCACGAGUUCAGGCUCAGGGGCGGCAGCAAGGAGCUGUUCAAUUCAAGGAUUGGCUCGGCGCAGGCGAAGGCUUUGGCGUUCGCGCUGAAAGAUGACGAACAUAUCAACACGCUGGACGUAUCAUGGAAUCGCAUUGACGACGAGGGCCUGGAGUAUCUCGCUGAGGCUGUGCGGGCCAACACCUCUCUGGUCCGCUUGCUUCUGACGUGCAACCUUAUCGGCGAUCAAGGCGUGGACGCGCUGCUCACAGCCAUGGAUAGAAGGCCAGGAGAAGGCGUCAGGGAGCUCGUGCUGCGCGCUAACCGAGGCGUGACGGACGUCUCCGUGAUGAGAAUUGGCAAGAGCUUGCGCUCCAACACGUUCCUUCGCGCCCUCGACCUUGGACACACCUACAUGGGCCUGAAGGGCAUCAUGGCCAUCUGUGCAGCCAUGGUUGAAGGACAGAAUAGUCUAGAGGUUCUUCGUCUCGACUCUCCGAUUUUCACGGGGCCGAGCGAAAGCGAGGCGGCUAUUUCAUACCUCUGCAAAGCCAUCAACAGCGCACCUGCACUGCGGGAGCUGUCGCUCGCGCAGUUCCACGUCGACCAGGACUCCUUGCUCCGACUGUUCGGUCAGGAUCUGACGAAGCCAACCGCAUUGUCGCAUGUCGUGCUCUCCUCGAAUCGCAUCAGCGAUGGGUGCGGACCGGCGCUGCAGCGCAUGUUCGAGAUGUGCCCUGGCCUCGAGGUGCUAGAUAUGUCCGCAAACUGGAUCGGGGACGAAGGCGGUGUCGCCCUUGCUGAGGUCAUGCUCUCGUCGGCGACAGCAAACGCAAAUCUGAAGGCUGUAGAUCUGUCUUCGAACCGCCUGGGGGAUCCAGGGCUUUCUGCAGUCGCACAGGUGGUGCAAGAGAUGCCAAACCUUCUGAGCGUCAAGAUGUGGGGAAACCGCUUCGGGAAAGCAAGCGCAGAACUUCUUGCAUGCGCCCUGGAAGCUCGCCAGACACAGGGCGCUGCACCUGGGGCCGCGGCCGACUGCGUCCUCUACAGUAGCACUCCUCGAGGAGAGCCUCAGUUCUGGUCCGUCGCGCGCAGCUAA
Molecule: messenger RNA, 1188 nt
Organism: Pedinophyceae sp. YPF-701
Lineage: Eukaryota; Viridiplantae; Chlorophyta; Pedinophyceae
Source: the annotation of a GenBank genome assembly